AUGGCUACAAUAAAAUCAGAUGAUGACGGUCUAGAGCAGUGGUAUCUUGACACAAGAUACUCUAAUCAUAUGACUGGCCAUAAAGGUUGGUUUGUGAGUAUUGAUGAGAAGGUAAAAAGAAAGAUCAGAUUUGCAGAUAAUAGCACAAUGACAGCUAAAGGAGUAAACAAUGUGUUGAUUCAAAGGAGAGAUGACAAACAAUCAUUCAUAUGUGAUGCGUUGUAUGUGCCAAACAUGAAGAACAAUAUGUUAAGCCUUAGACUGUUGCUGGAAAAGGGAUAUUCAAUGAAGAUAGAGCAUGGUGAAAUGAGGAUGUUUAAUAAUUCAAGAAGAUUGAUCUUGAAGGCACCACUGUCCAAAAAUAGAACCUUCAAGAUUGAUAUUCAAAUCAGUGAGAACAAGUGCCUAGUUGCUGAAAUCAGGAAUGAAGAUUGGUCGUGGCAUUAG
This is a messenger RNA of Cicer arietinum (chickpea), 447 nucleotides long. RefSeq lists its product as uncharacterized. The record is from RefSeq and is a predicted model, not a curated record. NCBI's taxonomy places the organism in Eukaryota, Viridiplantae, Streptophyta, Magnoliopsida, Fabales, Fabaceae.